Messenger RNA from Venturia canescens, 1754 nucleotides. It is a transcript of the gene PGAP3, whose product is annotated as Per1-like protein PGAP3. Gene Ontology annotation, biological process: GPI anchor biosynthetic process. Bases 110 to 1084 code for a protein of 324 amino acids. The transcript is spliced from 7 exons. Gene Ontology annotation, molecular function: hydrolase activity, acting on ester bonds. Lineage: Eukaryota; Metazoa; Arthropoda; Insecta; Hymenoptera; Ichneumonidae. Gene Ontology annotation, cellular component: endoplasmic reticulum membrane. The record is from RefSeq and is a predicted model, not a curated record.
UUACCUAACUUUACCUUUCACACUUCAGAUUUUUUUUUUUUUACCGCUCUGAAAAUCUUUUUCCGCAAGUACGGUUCUGAUAGGUCAUGACUGUGAGGUGACAAUAAUAAUGUGGCAAUUUUAUCUCACGAUCUUGUUUACUUUUUUCAUUAUUGUGAAACAUGUCACUUGUUCAUUGGGUGACAGAUCACAGUUUUACAGAGAUUGCAUUUUUGAGUGUUAUGCCUCCGUUUGCGAACACAAUGCCCAAUUUGAAGUACGAGGCUCAUCGAUUGACAGACCACUAACCGAAUGGAGCUGCGAAGAUGACUGCGCUUAUAAUUGCAUGUGGGAGACCGUCGAUCAUUUUUUGCAACAUGGACACAAAGUUCCACAAUUCCAUGGGAAGUGGCCAUUUGCAAGAAUUUAUGGAUUCCAAGAACCAGCUUCCGUGAUAUUUUCCAUUUUCAAUUUUUGGGCUCAUGUUUUAAUGUAUAUCCGUUUUCGAAAGGAAACCCGGCCAGGUUCGCCAAUGGCACUUUUAUGGACUUAUUUUACAGUGGUAUGUUUGAAUGCGUGGUUUUGGUCAGCAAUAUUUCACGCCCGAGAUAGACCGUUUACCGAAAUGAUGGAUUACUCGUGUGCUUUUGCAAUGGUCAUCACACUCUUCUACUGCAUGCUAAUGAGAAUUGCUUACAAUAACAAGAAAGCAUAUCUCGUUAUAACUUGUGCCUACAUCAGUAUUUUAUUCACUCAUUUGUCCCAUCUGUGGUCGGGAAAAAUCAACUAUGGAUACAAUAUGAAAAUCAAUAUACUGAUUGGUUUUCUCACUUUUCUGAUAACAAUAAUCUGGUGGUAUUUAAAUCACAGAAGAUUGAGGCACGCUUAUCUUAUUGGCUGGUUCAAUAUCUUAACUGUUCUGGUCACUCUUUUUGAAGUGGCUGAUUUUCCACCGUAUCGUUGGAUUUUCGACGCUCAUGCUCUCUGGCACGCAUCUACAGCGCCACUUACUUUUUUCUUAUACAGGUUCAUCAUUUCGGACUGUCAAUACUUGAGAAAGCAAAGUACGCAAGUGCAGUUGGAUUAUCGUCAAUUUUACAACUGAAAUUUCUCAUUAUUAACUUUAAUUAGCCAAUAAUAGGAAUCCCUGUAAUAAUGACGAUGCAUACAAAAAUUCAGUGACAGUAAUUACUCGAAUAUCAGCAUUUAUUUUGAAUGUUUAACGUAGUUGAGUAAAUGAAAUCCUCAUUCCACAAUGUUGAUUUAUAAGUUAUUAAGAUGUACUGAUGGGGGAAAGAGAGCAGGAAAAAUGAAAAGAAAAGUGUGGUUCUGUGAAUCUUGAUCUAUUUUUCGAGAUUACAGUUUAUAUGAUUUUUCAAAUUAUUUCGUCGCAUUUUUUUGUAUCUUAAGUAGACUCUGAAUAAUUAAUCGCUUAAUUAAUUAAUUUACAUAAAAGUAAAGCACUUAAGUAUCAUUCCAUUUGCGUAUUAUUUUAAUUAUUUACUAGUUCAAGGUUUUUCAAACGUUGCAGAGACUUUAGUCAAUUUGAAGGAAUGUUUGUCGAUAAUUAACACUCGUUAGAGAAAAAAAACGAGAAAUGUUGAUUUAAAAUCGUUAAAAACAAUGUAUGAAUUAGGUUAACCGACGUCGUAAAGUUGAUUUUUAAGUACUCGUCUGUGUUAUACCCCCAAGUUAAAAAAGGCCCGAUAAGAAAAUCAAUGCCACGACAUGAAUGCAAUUCGUCAACAAUAAAUCUAGUCGAUUUUUUUAAAUAA